AUGUCAUCUACAUCAAGAAAAAAGGACACGCCAAACUUCUGGACACAAUCAGAGGGUUUGCAGCCAGAUGGCUUGUUGAGCCAGCAGGCGAUCAAGGGAAAUUUCUCGCUGCAGAAUGUUCUGAGCACCAAUCACAUCUCUGUGACGCUCAGCGAUGAAAACGCGUCUAUUCCUGCAAACGAUCCGGUGGUAUCAUGCUUGAUCAAUUACCAAGUCGCCCGUUCUUUAUUUGAGAAUUUCAUGACGAAACUAAAUCCAUAUGUUAGCCAGCUAGACCCCGAACUGCACUCUUUUACCUAUGUGCGAUAUAAGUCCCCCUUCCUCUUUACAACUGUCCUGGCGGCGGCAUCCAAGGCCUUCAAUUCUGCCUUAUACACUACGCUCCAUGCACAUGCCGAAGAUCUAUUCUCUCAAUGCCUUCGCAAAGGUGAAAAAUCCACAGAGUUAGUCCAGGCAAUUCUUAUCCUCACCUACUGGAAGGAACCCAAUGAUGCGCGUGCCUGGAUGUCACUCGGUCUCGCCAUUAGAAUGGGGUCAGACUUGAACUGGCAUGCAUUGACGGCUCAUGGAACCAACUCAACGGAGAGCGGUCAAAGAGAAGCCAGGAAUGUAGAACGAACGUGGCUGGUUCUUUUUGUCUAUGACCGCAGCCACACCACAGAAACAUGCCAUUCGUUCUUGAUUCAGUUUUAUGGAGCCCACCUACGGCUACAGUUGUUUUCUCUCCCUCUUCAAGACACGAUAUUCAAUCCGAAGGAGGGCGAAACUGCAGAGAUCAAGCCUUUUUGGACUAGCUAUGAAAGCGCUCUCUCCAUGCUCAACCUGGUGACAGAGUUCUCGUCUCAUUUGUACCUCGCUCAGGACUCGGUGCAUGUCAUGACCGCGUACGCAGCGAUCUUUCUCAUGAAGGUUGGCAUAAUGUGCUCUAAGCUCAUGACGGCCGAUAUGGAAUCAACUGUUUUGGGGCUAAUUGACAAGGCUGCUGCCACUUUCAAUGACCAGUCUGCUCCCCACGGCUCCAGCUGUACUCUACAGGCCCGGUUCCUAGAGAAUCUCCUUGCUCAGUAUCGCACUGCUCAAAACCGGCCGGCAGUAGCCCAGCAGCCUAGAGAGCUAUCUUCGGUACCCGGAAAUAUCCAUUAUCGGGACCAGUUACCUCAACAAUCCAUGGCGAGUUCGGGUGUCACCCCAUCUGCCCGUACCUCGUCCCAGGCGCUAGUCGCCACUGCCGCCCUAAAUGACACUAGUGCACAAAUUAUCGCGUCCAAUGACGUCUUCUUCAGCUCCAAUCCAACCUCAAGCCCAUCGAACGGAGCAUCGCACGAAACUUCGGAGAGUCCAGAGUUGCUAGAUGAGCGCCCAGAUCUACUGUUUCAAGAAGAGAUGUGGGUCGACAUGGUCGCCAAUGCGGGGUUUGAUCUUCACGAUGGCAUCUUCUACCAUCUAGAGUGA
Molecule: messenger RNA, 1452 nt
Organism: Penicillium atrosanguineum
Lineage: Eukaryota; Fungi; Ascomycota; Eurotiomycetes; Eurotiales; Aspergillaceae
Product: fungal specific transcription factor domain-containing protein
Exons: 3
Coding region: 1-1452 (483 amino acids)
Biological process (GO): DNA-templated transcription; regulation of DNA-templated transcription
Cellular component (GO): nucleus
Molecular function (GO): DNA-binding transcription factor activity, RNA polymerase II-specific; zinc ion binding; transcription cis-regulatory region binding
Source: RefSeq, a predicted model, not a curated record